UUUGCUUCAGACCGACAGUUGUUCAAGACGUUCCUAUUUUCUCAUAGCUCUCUUAAUAGCUCUAUACUUGCCUUCAAUUUUUAUUUCGAUUCCGCCUCUGCCUUCGCCUCCUUUCCGUCCUCCUCCUACUCCUUCGCAACGCUCUGUUUGAAUAAAUAAAUUAUAGAUUAACUAAAUACCAAAUUAAAAUUUUACUAAAACAACCGUCAUUCGGGACGUCUAUCGCGAAGACCGCGACAACGCAUGUAUCAGUAUCAGAAUUCCAGACGUUCGCCGUGCCGCACCGCCGUUCGAUUGUGGUAAAUACAAUUAUUGCCACACUUUGGUCAAUUUCAUCAAUCUUAUCGCGAGCCUUGAAUGCCUAGGUCGAAAAAAUAGCCCUUGACAGAGUGGAACGUAGUCUACUCAAAUGUGUUUUUGAGAAACAAGUGCUCUGAGUAUUUUCAUAUGAAACAUUAUUUGCCGUGAUUAUAAGUUUGAAAAAAUAAAGUAUUUUGAAAAUUACAUAAACACCUUUGGAAAACCCCCAGAGAAUAGUGAGUGCGGAGAGUGGGGAGAUAAAAGUGGAGUGGUUUUUGGGAACUUUAAGCAAUUUUACAACAAUUUUAAUUUUUAAGCUAAUUUGACAACAAUUAAUCACAUAACAUCCAAUUGUCAUAAUUUCACCAAUGAAAGACGCGCCACGCCAUCCACCGUGCCGGUUCUGCAGUUCAAGUUGUGAUUUAAUGCACAUAAGUGGAUAACAUUGAAUAAUACCAAAGCUUUACAAAAUAAGUUGCCAUCAAGUGCAAGUGCAUCAGUUUUUCUUUUUAUUUUCCUUCACGUGGAUUAUAUUUUCAAAUCAGGUCAAGGCCUUAACGCAACCGGCAUACGACACUAGCAACGGCAUCAUCAUAUCGAAAUCGGCUUCGUCUUCGACUUUAGGCUUUAGCAUCGUGCAGUUGUGAAGCAGUGCAGCAGUGGCAUCAUAGAAAAAAGAACCAGGAAAAUGUUUGGAAUAAAAUAUUUAACUGAAGCCCACUUGAGGGGCUUCGAACGUUACAAGUACAACAGCAUUGACACCAGCUAUCUCAGUGUCUACAUAAUGCAUCCUUUCUGGAAUAAAUGUGUUCAAUACUUUCCCAAAUGGCUGGCACCGAAUCUCAUAACAUUCUCUGGAUUCCUUUUGACAGUGGUCACUUUUAUUUUAAUUGCAUUUUACGAUUGGGAUUUCACAGCGGCCAAAAAUGCUGACCGGAUAGUGCCACGUUGGGUGUGGUUAGUAGCGGCCAUUAAUAUAUUCCUGGCUUACACCUUAGAUGGGAUUGACGGGAAACAAGCUCGCCGCACCGGAACAAGUGGACCUCUUGGUGAACUAUUUGACCACGGCUUGGAUUCAUACUCCUCGGUGCUGAUACCUAUCUAUAUGUUUUCAUUGCUCGGAACCAAUCUCUUGCCACCGAAAAGGAUGUUCUUUUGCAUCUGGAAUAUUUUUUUGAAUUUCUAUCUGUCACAUGUGGAGAAAUACAGUACAGGCGUAAUGUUCCUGCCUUGGGGUUAUGAUUUUACUAUGUGGGGCGUAACAUUGGUACUCCUCUUCACCUUUAUUGUAGGUCCAAGUUUCUGGCAAACAACGCAAAUAUUUGGUUUAACAACAGCUAACGUCUUUGAAAUAUCCCUUCCAGUAACUGCAAUGAUGUCAAGCCAUCCAAUUAUAAUUAGAAACAUCUAUCUUUCCUAUAAAAACAAGACAGGAAAAAUGCGACCCAUCUGGGAAGCGGCACGUCCAUUAUUUGCAUUCCUCUGGCUAUUUAUCAUAACUAUGAUUUGGGUGUUUUGCUCAGCUAACAACAUCAUCAAUUUAGAACCAAGGAUAAUGUUUGUACUCUUUGGAACGCUAUUUUCUAACAUUGCUUGCCGGCUGAUUGUCGCUCAGAUGUCCGACACCAGAUGCGAUGGCUUCAACAUUCUCAUGUGGCCUUUGGUUGUUGUUGUCAUGGUUUCAUGUUUUCCAUUCUACAAUAAACUCGGAGUGCAGCUGUCAGAGGAUGUAGAACGAUGGAUAGUUUAUGGACUGACGAUAUUCAGUACAAUUGCUCACAUUCACUACGGCCAAGGAGUGGUUCGUGAGAUGUGCCAUCACUUUAGAAUCAAAUGCUUCAAAGUAAGAGAUCAAAAAGACCCUCUACUGGGCAAUAGUAAAUCCGAAUGAUAAAUAUUUAAUAAGUCAUCUCGUCAUAAAAUUUAACAAACUACUCCUACAACAAAUCGAACAAAAAUAUAAAAACAAAAAACAAGAUCCUAAAAUCCCCGCGAAUUGUGGCAUCCAUUAUGUGGUUUUGCCAAAAACUAAUUUUGGCCCAAUCAAGCCUGGAUUAACAUUAUAAAGCUCCACCAGGCAACCGCACUGCACUCUAUUCCUCUCUCUUGAAAUUGCAUCCCAGAUUUGAACGGUGAUAACAAAAAUCAAAUUAUGGUCAUAAAAACAUUAUAACUCCACUCACUCAGAAACCAUUUUAUUCAUGCAAUUAAGUGCAAUCACGACUAUCACUACAUACCACCCUAACUACCAUAUAUGUACCUCUCCACACCCACCGAAAUGGUCCUCUUUUAUAACGCUGGCUGGAUAAAAGAGUUGACCGCAUUUACAUUUGUGGCGCAUGAAGCACGAGACCAAGUGAAGGGAAGCUUAUGCUGAGGCUGAGGCGGCGGCGGCGGCGGCAGCGGCGAAUAUCAUUUGUGAAAUUAUUUAAGGGUUCCUAUAUAAAAACAUAAUGUGUGUAAAUUCAUUUACAGGGUUAAAAUGUUCAUGCACUGUACGACCGACACGACGCGACGCCAUGUUACGCCAACGAAUGUAACGCCGCCACCGCAAAAAACAUCAUCAUUUUCGAACUUGCUCCUAAGUGCAGGCAACUAAUUUGUAUAUCUCUGGUGCAUGUCAAUUCUCCUAAUGCUAUGCAAUUGAUAAAAUAAAUAUUUAUUUGAUAAGGCUUACAAGGGCCGUUGGGAAAAUCCCAUAGGGGAUAUUAGGAUGGGUUAUGGCCUACAUAACACAUCCCAUACAUUAUGUACUAUAUGCAUGCGGCAUGCCUAAUAUUUUGUUUGUUUUUAAGUAAAAUUAAGUGAUUUGGUGUUUUAUGUUGUGCUAUUCAUGUGUUUAUGUUAUAUGUUAGGUAUUUAUUUUUUUUAAUAAGUCAAUUUAAUUAUACAUACCUUACUACAUAAUCUAUCUAUCUACAUCUAUCUAUGUGCAUUCUAUACAUAUUCUCGAAUUUGCUCUAAAUUUUGAAAAUUAAUUAUUUAAAUGGCGCCCAACGUGAGAGUGUGAAUGCGAUAGAAGAGGAGGACACAUUUUGUGGUGAUUGGGAAUCGGAAUGGGAUCGAGGAUGUUUAUAUUUCUAUUUGCAUGACUUUGGCAAGGAUUAGCAUGCUAAUGAGGAUUCCAUAUCAGAAUAUUAUUAUUGUGUAAAUAUGUUAUUCGAUUUAUUGUUUCGUUUAGGUACCAAAAAGUACACCACCAUCGCCGGCAAUUGAAAUCUCCUAAACUGAUAAACAGAACAUAGAACAAUGAAAAAUAAAGUUGUGUAGAUGUGUGUGUAUAGAUUUGUGACAAUAUACCAGAGAGCUCGAUGGAAGAGAAUUUACAUACAUAUUUAUAACUAUUUUUGUUAUAGUUUAAAAAAAUAAAUAAAUAUUUAAAAACAUGUAGAAUUAUAAAUUAUAUAAUUAUCAAA
Eupeodes corollae is the source of this 3716-nucleotide messenger RNA. RefSeq names its product ethanolaminephosphotransferase 1. The record is from RefSeq and is a predicted model, not a curated record. Gene Ontology annotation, molecular function: ethanolaminephosphotransferase activity. NCBI's taxonomy places the organism in Eukaryota, Metazoa, Arthropoda, Insecta, Diptera, Syrphidae. Bases 989 to 2191 code for a protein of 400 amino acids. Gene Ontology annotation, biological process: phosphatidylethanolamine biosynthetic process. The transcript has 8 exons. Gene Ontology annotation, cellular component: endoplasmic reticulum membrane; Golgi apparatus.